Messenger RNA from Perca flavescens (yellow perch), 3843 nucleotides. RefSeq names its product centrosomal protein 72 (gene cep72). Lineage: Eukaryota; Metazoa; Chordata; Actinopteri; Perciformes; Percidae. Gene Ontology annotation, molecular function: protein binding. Bases 242 to 1975 code for a protein of 577 amino acids. The record is from RefSeq and is a predicted model, not a curated record. The transcript has 15 exons.
UGGACAAAGCGGAUUAAUUGGAGUUCAGAGUUUAACUUGUGUUCUGUGAAUCACAGUAUUGGUUCAUUUUGUUUUAUCAAUCUCUAAAGCGGUUUUACUUGCUUUGUAUGAGGCGGUGCUCUACAAAUACAUUUGUACUUGAAAUACAUUUAGCCUAUGUAACGUUACGCUAAUAAUAACGCUUUCAUUAUAAGAAGCAAGACCGCGUUCAGUACCCGAAGGCAGCAAAAGUUCAAAAAGUAUGGCGGCGGAGUGUUUGACAACCAUAACAGAGCAAUGGAUACGGGAGAGAUUACAAUUAAAACAUCCCUGUCUGGGUAAUAGUGAUGUCCGCUCACUGAGCCUCCCGGGGACAUAUGAAGAGAAGAUCAGACAUUUGGGAAACGCACUGAAUAACUUUGUCCGUCUGAAGUCUUUGGACCUCUCCUGCAAUGCGCUCGUCUUUGUUGAGGGGGUUCAACAUUUGAAAGUGCUGGAAAGGCUCAUCCUGUACUAUAACUGCAUACCUUCCCUUGAAGAGGUGAAAGUGUUGUACGAGCUGCCAGUUUUGAGAGAGCUGGACCUCAGGCUCAACCCUCUGACCAAAAGUUACCCACAAUACCGGCUUUGUCUGGUGCAUGCCAUGCCCAACCUACGCAAACUAGAUGGCUGUUCAGUCAGAGACACUGAGCGCAAAGCUGCCAUAAUGCAGUUCUCCUCUGACCUUCUACCUCAGCAGAAGAGCUCAUCUCUGAAUCAAAUUGCUGACCAAAGAAGCAGUGAUCAGAGACUGGCUUUAGUUGAGAACUUUACCAAGAGGCUCUCUCUCCUGACUGACACUGAGGAUAUCGUGUUGAAUUUUGUUGCGACGAAUCAUGGAGGCCAAAGUGAAACUCAGUCCCACUCAGUUCACAAGGAGGCAGAAGAACCCAAAGAGGACGAAUGGAAAGAUUUUACAGAACAGAGAAGUUCUACGCCAAAACAGGAGACGGCUAAAUCCAUCCUGAGGUACCCCCCUACAAAAUAUGGUACGUUAAUAGAUAACACAAUGUCCAAAGUGCCACACAUGAAAGAACCGUCUCAUAAAAGAAGCUCUACCUCAUCAAAAGUGACUGAAAGACCAAAGGUGUCCUUUGGCCCCUAUGUAGAGAAAUUCAGACCUGUGCCUGGAAUACAAAAGCAAAAGGACUUCCCCAAACAAAUCAGACAUGCAGCCAAGGGACAUUAUACCCCUAAUCCUGAUCAAAGUCUUCGUCAUAGUUCCUCAUUAGUUAAUAUCCGGCCUCCCAGUCCACGUCGUCCUGGUUUGAAUUUGUCUGACCCCUUCAACCCCCUCUUACAUCCUCCGAGACUAACCUACUCUAGCUUCAACAAGACAGAAGGGGGCUCCAGCCUGCCGCAGCAGGGGGAAAAGAAAAAAAGGGGUAGUUAUAGGAAACCCCUGGAGAUGCUCCUCAACCUCGUGGACAAACACUGGAUGGGAGAGAGAUCACUGCAUCAUAACAACAACUUCCUGUCUCAGGCAGUCCAGAUCCUUUGUAUGAUGGAAAACGAUGUUUCCAGUAGGGAGGCUGAGGUCAGGACCUUAAGACGGGAAGCUGAUGCACUGAGCUUUCAAGCAGCUGCACAGGAGGAAGAGCACAAAACUGAAGUCCGUAACCUCUCCGCUCAGCUGGAGGAAGCUCGCAGUGCAGUUGGCAAACUAAAUGAACAGCUGAGGAUUGUCUUGGAGGAAAAUGUUGCUCUACAAAAACAACUCAUCAAGUUAGAACGACAGUAUCUAAAGACUAUGAUGAAAAGUUCACCUAUUACUCAGAUUAAAGAGGCUCAGACAGAAGUGGAAGAGCUGAGGAAAGAGAUCGAGGGGUUGAGGGAGAAAGUGCUGGAGGCUGAGAAAGUCAAGGAUUUGUCAAAUAUGCUGCAAGAAAGCCACAGGUCCCUGGUGGCUACCAACGAGUGUUUGCUAGCUGAGCUGAAGGGAAGUGGGGAACUUUAAAAAGUAAUUUGAAUGAUGCACACUGGGAUAAAACUAUCCAAGCAAGACUAUGCCGAUCGUCAUAUUGGCGUUGCAUUUGCUGCAAGAGGCCCAGCAGCUACAGACUGUUUUUAAUCAUUUUUACUUUGUCACUGCAGUGUACAUUUAUUUUCUGUACGUUUUAAGUUCCUAGCCCUUUGGAAGGGAAAAAAAAAAGUUUAUUAUUUCUUUUAAAACAAUCUGUAUAGGCUCCGUUUGCUUGAUGUAAACCAUAAUGGGGAAAAGCAAUUAAUUCAAGGACGCUUGUGUAUAAGUGUGUGACAGGGCUGUUAUGUUAAAUGAUAUUAAAGGGGGGUGGGGAUGUUAGUGCGAAGGUCAUAAUGUAUUUCCUGGAACAGUGGCAAGAUUGUGUCUCUCUUAGCUGCUUUCCCUCUUUUUUUUUUUUUUUUUUUUUAGGUCACUUAUGUCUCCAUCUGCUUUAUACGCUGCAGUGGAAUGAAUGCAUCUAGAUUCCAGCUGCACUGUGACUUUAUUUAUACCUCUGCCUUCGGGCUGGAGAGCUACACAAACACGCACAUGCACUUUCCUCUCACAAACACUAAUGCAAGACCUGGCAAAGAUGUAGAUGCUACUACAUAAACUGACUGUAGCUGUUUUUAUGUGAAUGUUACAGGGCUGUGGUGGGGAGUUUCACAGUCAUAAUAACUUAAAACAUUGUGUUUUGACUGACACCCUAUACUUUGUUUUUAUUUUUCAGUAAUGCACUACAAAUCAUGAACACACAUUAAGAGGUCUAAAGAACACAAACACACUGCAUGCACCAGGGCACAAUAGUACAUUAAAAGUUAUUUGAAAAAAAACAAAUAAGACAAUAUGUUCCUCCACAUUAAAGGUGCACAGUAUUUGGCAUUAAGCACAGAGAACAGAUCAAGCUACAGCAGCAAAUGAAAACUAACACACUGAUAGCUGCAAGUUUUGCACUUGAUGCAUGAUUCUUCAUCAGCUGAGGCUACAGGUAGUGUGUGACACUGUCACUAUGUUGGAAAAAUAUUCUACAAAAUAUUACUUCUUUGCAAUUUUCCCUUUUAUCUAAUUUGUAAGGAUACAACGGUAAAACCCUGCUUCUGUUUUUCCUGUUUUCAGUUGAAUUUGUGCCUUGGAUGACAAUAGCACACAUAAAAGGUACUCUAAAUCUUUACCAACAGACAACUAUAAUAAUAGCAUUGGAGCAUAGCUGACUUUGUAUGUAAAAGUUGAUACAUAUUGAUUUCAAGCAAUACAAGAUUUCAUCAUGAUCCUGCAAUUCCAUCACUAUUUUUUUUUUUUUUUUUUUUUUGCAAGAAAAUAUUUAAGUCUGUCCAGUAGUCUGUCCUCACAGCAGCUCAGAUAAGAUAUGACAAACUCCUACUGUCAUCUAUAUGCUUCUGAAUCAAAUGCAAUAUACAUAAACAUGCACAAAGUACAGCAAUACAUAAAAACAACAUAUGAAGCCAGUGUCAUAAAUUAAGCCAUGGGGCUAUAACGUUUUAGAAUAUACACAAUCUCACCACAAAUAUAUUAGAACUACUGUAUAGAAAUCAUGAGGAAAUAGUAAAAUGUAAUAAUUAAUACAAUCUUGUACAACUGAGCUCAUCUACUGUGGUUAGAGCUUCCUUCAGCUGAAUUUCAACAACUUAAAAUUCAAAAUGCAUGUUAGCAAAAUGGUUUGUGGUCUGAAUGACAACAUUGUAGGAGUAAAUAGAUUCUCCAAGACUCCUAUUGUAUUUUUUUUGUUAUAAGCAGGCAUAUUUAAAAGGUUUACGUGGUAGGAAUUUUUGUUUUACCUAUUCACAGAAGUAAGAAGAUAUCACAGAGGUAAAAAAAAUCUAACGUUAACUACGCUGCAUUUU